Molecule: messenger RNA, 2108 nt
Organism: Linum tenue
Lineage: Eukaryota; Viridiplantae; Streptophyta; Magnoliopsida; Malpighiales; Linaceae
Source: the annotation of a GenBank genome assembly
CAGUGAACACUUCCUAAAUCAUAAGAUACGGCUAGCGGUUAGCACUUCGAAAAAAUUGAAACCUCGAGAACGCUCUUUCUUCCCUCCGUUGCUGCUUGCCGGAGGACGCUUUCUGCAAAGUCUGUCUCUUCUUUCAGAUGAAGUAAAUAAUAAUGGGGGUGAAGAACUUGUGGGAUAUCUUGGAAUCGUGCAAGAAAACUCUGCCACUCCAUCAUCUUCAGAACAAGAGGGUGUGCGUAGAUCUGUCGUGCUGGAUGGUUCAGCUUGAAAGGGUGAACAAAUCACAUUGUGCUCUCAAAGAGAAGCUCUAUCUCAAGGGUCUCUUUCAUCGCAUUAGAGCGCUCAUUGCUUUGAAUUGUAGCCUCAUCUUUGUUACCGAUGGUUCGAUUCCAGCAAUCAAAUUGGCCACUUACAGGCGCCGCUUGAAUUCUGGAACUGAGGCUGCUCAAGAUGAGAUUGGUUCACAAAAUGCAUGCUCACUUCGCAGAAAUGCAGGUUCGGAGUUCUCUCGCAUGAUAAAGGAAGCAAAGUUGCUGGGAUCAGCCCUUGGGAUCCCUUGCUUAGACAGCGUCGAGGAAGCUGAAGCACAGUGUGCAGUAUUAAAUGCAGAAUCUCAGUGUGAUGGAUGCUUCAGUUCAGAUUCAGAUAUUUUCCUUUUUGGUGCAAGAACUGUGUACAGAGACAUAUCCCUUGGGGAUAGUGGUCACGUCGUGUGCUAUGAAAUGGCCGACAUAGAAACAAAACUUGGGUAUGGUAGGAACUCGUUGAUUACAUUGGCCCUUCUUCUUGGAGGGGAUUACUCCAGUGGAGUUUACGGGCUGGGACCAAAUGGGGCAACAACAACAAUGCACCUAAUUUCCUAUUAUAUGCAGGAGUCAGCUUGCCAAAUUGUGAAAACAGUUGGAGACGCCAGCAUCCUUCAGAAAAUAGCAUCUGAACGGCUCUCCCUUGCUAGGAAGAAGAAGACUUCAAAGAAACAUGACUCUGCAUCUCUUAAUGACAACCAGUUGGAACCUGAAGCUCCUGUUGACUCAGAAAGGCAAAAGGAAUUCUUGCAAGUAAUCAAUGCAUAUCUCAAGCCCAAGUGUCACUCCAUCGAUUCAGAAGCAGUCUACAGGGUUCUUGGCCAGUACCCAUUUCAACCUGCAAAGUUGCAGCAGAUUUGUGCCGACUUCUUUGAUUGGCCUCCUGAGAAAACAGAUGAAUACAUCCUCCCAAAAGUAGCCGAGAGGGAACUAAGGAGAUUCGCGAACUUACGUUCCACUUCAUCACAGCUAGGAGUUGCGCCUUCUCUAAACAGGAUGCCAAUCAAAUGCCCUGUUGCUGAGAUCAUCAAACCUAGAAAAGUCCAGGGAAGAGAUUGCUUCGAGGUCUUGUGGGAAGCUUUCAAUGGGCUUAAGACCUCCAUAGUUCCAGCAGAUCUCAUACAAAAUGCUUGUCCAGAAAAGAUUGUGGAGUUUGAGGAGAACAAAGCUCUAGCGAAGAAACAAAUUCAGCGAAAAGCAAGAACUAAGAAGCCACAGAAGGGGCAUGCUGCUGCAGAACUCGACUUGAAGCUCCAAAAUCUACUGCUUGAAAUUGAUUCAGGAAAUGGAAGCAACAGCGCUCCUCAUGAAGAUGCCAAGAAAUGUGAUGGGAUGGUCGGUUACUCAGAAGCUCGGCAUGAUGAAGAAGCAGGUUCAGAGAGUUGUGACAUGUCAAUUUCACCUCUUCAAAGUGAUAAAACUACAACAGAGUUCAUGUUGAUUUCGCCUCUCCAAAGUAAUAGCACUAGCACGGAGUUCAUUGAUCUUCUGACGCCUGCCCCACUCCCUAGUAGUCGCGUAUUUCCAACGUGUCAAAAUGAGAAUGCUGAACCCAUAGUAAUCCCGGUGAUAGACUUGAGCGACUCGGAAACCGAGAGGUCAACAGAGCAUUUGAGAAGAGCCAGAGACCUUAGAUUGUUCAUAGCUAGCAUUAAGGAUUGACAAUUUCUAGUCAACUAUGCACUUACAAUGGUAUGUUGUAAGUUACUGAGAUCCCCCAAAGAAAAAGGUGAAUGAACGUCUGUUGAUUAAUGAUCACCAUACAUGCGUAUGAAAGCUUUUUGUACAUGCAGAUUCCUUCAC